This is a messenger RNA of Hyalella azteca, 3124 nucleotides long. RefSeq names its product zinc finger protein 425-like. The annotation marks the transcript as partial. Gene Ontology annotation, cellular component: nucleus. The record is from RefSeq and is a predicted model, not a curated record. Gene Ontology annotation, biological process: regulation of gene expression. The transcript has 9 exons. NCBI's taxonomy places the organism in Eukaryota, Metazoa, Arthropoda, Malacostraca, Amphipoda, Hyalellidae.
UUGAGAGAGGCUGGUGGUCUGGGCUGAUUCUCCUGCUAAGGCCUUCUGGUGUUGGCAAAUGCAAGUCUAAUGCAACAGCGGCCAGUGGCUCAUCUCUGCGCCCUAAAGUCAUUGUAGCUAACAUCAAGCUUGAGCCUCUAUAUGAGGAGGACAUAUCUGUGAAGGAUGAGCCUAUUGAUAUUGAUGAAAAUCAGGCUGGUUCACGUGAGCCUCCCAGCCCUGGGUGUGGUGGCCAGCUAGCUCCACCUUCCCCAUCAGCGGCCAGUGGCUCAUCUCUGAGCCCUAAAGUCGUUGCAGCUAACAUCAAAAUUGAGCCUCUAUAUGAGGAAGAGGACAUAUCUGUGAAGGAUGAGCCUAUUGAUAUUGAUGAGCUAGCUCCACCUCCCCCAUCCGGUUGGCCGGACAAGAUGGAAGCUCAAAUUGAGGCUCGUGAAGCACAUGUAGCCCACCGUCCUGCGUCGCUCUCCUCUACCAUGCCUGGACAUGUGAACGUGGGUAGGAGGCAGUCCGCACCUGCAGGAGAUCCAGAAGACGCUGGUGACAGCGGCGGCGUCUCGGAAGCGUCCAGCUCCCAGCAGUGCAGCGAGAUUCUCCCGUAUUCCCAGCGGGGUUUGGUUGAUGCCAAGGUUACCUGCCAAAUGCAGCAGCGCCAUCCAGAUGAGCAGGCAUCCUCAAAUCUGUACUCAUGCUUUGACUGUGAAUAUUCCUGCGGUUCAGAGCUUCAACUUCUGAAACACAUUCAUGUUCUUCAUAAGCAUUCCUCUAAAAAACCUCUUGGCUGCUCAGAAUCGUCUCCUGGUGGCAGCAAAGUGAAGUCAGAAGCCUUGGAACAGGUUGAGUCUCCACUAGUCCUACCAGCUUCUGUUAUCUACAUCAAGGAGGAGCCUGAGGAUAAAACUGAAGAAGUUUCCAUCAAAGAGGAACCAUUUUUAUAUGGAAAUGAGAAUGCACACAUCACGGCAGCAACAUCAACUUUGUUCUUCACUUCUCCCCAGUCUUGUUCAACUGAACAUCUAAGCCCAGCACUUACACCUUCAUCUUGUGUGCCGUGCAAGACGGAAGCUCAGGUUGAGGCUCGUGACGCCCUCCCAAACUCCUCACAAGACAUUUCUGCUCUGUCAUUAAAUCAGUUUGGCGAAGGCUCAGCACUGGCAUCAGGAGACCCUCCUGGUGGCACUGAUGUCUCUGGGGCAUGCAGCUCGAAGCAACACAUCAGACUUGGGUGUUCCCAUCGUGGAUUGGUGCCUGCAGGUGCAGGCAAACUGCAGCAGCACCUUGAUCUGGAACAUCCUGCUUCAGGACCUCGCCGCUGCUCGGAACACACCUCUACUUCAGGGAGUGAACUACAGCACCACAUUUAUGCAAUACAUUCAGAAGAAAAACCUUUUCAGUGCUCUGAGUGUGAUUAUGCUUGCACUGCAAAGAGGUACUUGAAAAGCCAUUUUCUUCUCAAGCAUUCAACUGAAAAACCUUUUCGGUGCUCUGAUUGUGAAUAUUCUUGCACCAUAAAACAGAACUUGAAAAAUCAUUUCCUAUCCAAGCAUUCAAUAGAAAAACCAUUUAAGUGCUCGGAGUGUGAUUAUGCUUGCACCCUAAAAGGCAACUUGAAAAAACAUGUUCUUCACAAACAUUCAAGAAGAAAAACUAUUCAAUGUUCAGAAUGUGAUUAUGCUUGCUCCUCAAAAGAGUACCUGAAAAGUCAUUGGCUUCACAAGCAUUCCACAGAAAAACCUUUUCAGUGCUCUGAGUGUGAUUAUGCUUGCACCACAAAAGCACACUUGGAACGCCAUGUGCUAAACAAACAUUCGACAAAAAAACCUUGUCAAUGCUCAGAGUGUGUUUAUGCUUGCACCACAAAAGUCAACUUGAAAAGACAUUUUCUUCGAAAGCAUUCCAGAGAAAAACCUAUUCAGGGCUCUUAAUGUGAUUAUGCUUACACAAUGAAAAGGGACUUGAAACGUCAUUUCCGGUCCAAACAUUCAGCAGAAAGACAUAAGCAGACAUUCAGCAGAAAGACAAGUGCUCCGUGUGCGAUUAGGCUGGCGCCACAAAAUGGAAUUAGAAAAUACAUCUUCAUUGCAAGCAUUCAACAGAAAAAGCCCAUUUGAUGCUUGAAGUGUUAUAUGUAAAUCACUAAUGUAUCGUUCAAUAAAAUUUUUCUCCAUGUCAAUAAAGGCGCCGUUCGGUCAAUAAACUUUUUCUGGAUAGUGCCUGGAGAGACCUGCAGGCGUCUGGAGACUAAACCCCAGGCCCCUUCCAGAGAAAGUUUCAUUGACCUAAGUGUUAACAUGCAUGUUUAAUGUGGAUGGAGCAAAUUAGACACUAGGAUCAAGUGCAGAACAUUUGAUCUUUUUAGACAACAGAACCAAGCUGUGUAGAGUAUCUCAGCCAAACAACUCACUGCCUUCAAGGAAGAGGGGCUCAGCUGUUCAAUAUCCCUUCAAGGUGGCAGUUGCUUGGGGCGGCGUGGAUAUGAAAAAGAGCAAUGAAGUUUCUCGCUUGUUGUGUCUUCUCAAUACUGCUGGAAUAUUAGCAAAUACUGGUCCAUUGGAAUAUUAGCAACCAUUUUUCUUGAAGCCUUCAUGAGGGUCUGAAAGCUUUGUGAGAGUGAAUUUCAUGCUCUAUAGUGUAACUGUGUUGCAGUUAUCCCCAGGUUUACUGACUGACUGUUACUAACUAAUUAUGGUUUUUCUGACAGCAGAACACACUCUUGUAUUGUUGUGUAGGUUGAAUUGGCUAGUAAUUUAGUAACCGUGCAGAGCUCCUGAUUGAUUUUGUAUGUUUAAUUUGAUAUCUUUUAUUGAUGUCAACAUUUCAUUUACUUCUAUUUUACUAUAUAAGAUUAGUUAAUGCUAAACUUGCCCUGGUGUAAUGAUGUAAGUUUCAAGAUAAGUAAUUCAAUCUUUAUUAGUUGCUUUUUUGCAGAAAAAGUCAUGCUCAUGAAUUGGGAUCAAUUUAUGUUGAAUUUUUUUGCCGAUUUAGGACUGAUUACUUCAUUACAGUUCCUUGCAGUUGAAACAAAAUAUACCCUAUUCCUAUGAGGGCUGUUAUUUGAUCCUUGAACUGAGCGGCAUAUUUAUUCUCAACCAUCAGCUGGCCGUGAGUGUGGUUGUGUCCAGCCCCU